GUUGGCAGCGCCGUCGGGACCGGUUCCUAAUCUGCAAUUUGAUUGGUUGCCCCUGCACUAGGUGUUGCGUUUGUUCAUUGAGAAGCUGGUCUUCGUCCAUACGCUUGGAAAAUGUUGGUGCUGGUAUUGGGAGACCUUCACAUUCCUCACCGCUGUAACACUUUGCCAGCCAAGUUCAAGAAAUUGUUGGUACCUGGUAAAAUCCAGCAUAUUUUAUGCACAGGAAAUCUUUGCACCAAAGAGAGCUAUGAUUAUCUUAAAACACUGGCUGGAGAUGUCCACAUUGUCAGAGGAGACUUUGAUGAGAAUUUGAAUUAUCCAGAGCAGAAGGUGGUAACAGUGGGGCAAUUCAAAAUUGGAUUGAUCCAUGGUCACCAGGUGAUUCCCUGGGGAGACAUGACUAGUCUGGCUCUACUGCAGCGGCAGCUGGAUGUCGAUAUCCUCAUAUCCGGACACACGCACAAAUUUGAGGCUUUUGAACAAGAGAGCAAGUUCUAUAUCAAUCCAGGCUCAGCCACAGGUGCCGGUAACGCACUGGAAGGAAAUAUCAUCCCUUCAUUCGUACUAAUGGACAUUCAGGCAUCCACAGUAGUCACUUAUGUUUACCAGCUGAUUUCUGAUGAUGUAAAAGUAGAACGGAUUGAAUACAAGAAGUCCUAAUUUUUUGUCAGCUGUUUUUUAUAUGUAUAAUUUCACUCCUUUUCCCUUUCAAUUUUAUUUCCCUUUUCAACCUUGAUCAAAUUAAUUGUAUUAUGUAUGUGAAUUGUAUGUUUAAUUUCCACUAAAACUAGUUGUUAACUAUU
Mobula hypostoma (lesser devil ray) is the source of this 803-nucleotide messenger RNA. It is a transcript of the gene vps29, whose product is annotated as VPS29 retromer complex component. Lineage: Eukaryota; Metazoa; Chordata; Chondrichthyes; Myliobatiformes; Myliobatidae. Bases 112 to 660 code for a protein of 182 amino acids. Gene Ontology annotation, cellular component: endosome; retromer complex. The transcript has 4 exons. The record is from RefSeq and is a predicted model, not a curated record. Gene Ontology annotation, biological process: intracellular protein transport; retrograde transport, endosome to Golgi.